AUGAUUAAUCUUCUGCUUCCAGAAGAAAUCGAAGAAUUUCUUGGGAAUCCUACAAGAUCCGUUCGUUCUUUUUUCUCUGACAGAUGGUCAGAAUUUCAUCUGGGUUCGAAUCCUACUGAGAGGUCCACUAGAGAUCUUUCUUUUCUCAGGCCAUCAGAAAAUAAAGAAAUGGUUAAUCUAUUCAAGAUAAUUACAUAUUUACAAAAUACCGUCUCAAUUCAUCCUAUUUCAUCAGAUUCGGGAUGUGAUAUGGUUCCGAAGGAUGAACCGAAUAUGGACAGUUCCAACAAGAUUUCAUUCUUGAACAAAAAUCCAUUUUUUGAUUUAUUUCAUCUAUUCCAUGACCGGAACAGGGGAGGAUACACGUUACACCACGAUUUUGAAUCAGAAGAGAGAUUUCAAGAACUGGCAGAUUUAUUCACUCUAUCAAUAACCGAGCCGGAUCUGGUGUAUCAUAAGAGAUUUGCCUUUUCUAUUGAUUCCUAUGGAUUGGAUCCAAAACAAUUCUUGAAUGGGGUAUUCAACUCCAAGUAUGAAUGGAAAACGACAUCUUUAUUGGUUUUAUUGGUUCUACUUCCUAUUUUUUAUGAAGAGAAUGAAUCUUUUUAUCGAAGGAUCAGAAAAAAAAGGGCCUGGAUCUCCUGCAGGAAUGAUUUGGAAGAGCCAAAACCAAAAAUAGCGGUAUUUGCUAGCAACAACAUAAUGGAGGAAGCCAAUCAAUAUAGAUUGAUCCGAAAUCUGAUUCAAAUCCAACAUAGCACCCAUAGUUUCGGGAAUAUCCCGAUUCAUAGGUUCGAGAUCUACAUCUAUGAAUUGAAAGGUCCGAAUGAUCCACAGUUUUUAGAAUCAAUAGGUCUUCAAAUCGUUCAUUUGAAAAAAUUGAAACCCUUCUUAUUGGAUGAUCAUGAGACUUGCCAAAAAUCUAAAUUCUUGAUCAAUGGAGGAACAAUAUCACCAUUUUUGUUCAAUAAGAUACCAAAGUGGAUGAUUGACUCAUUCCAUACUAGAAAUAAUCACAGGAAAUCCUUUGAUAACACGGAUUCCUAUUUCUCAAUGAUAUUCCACGAUCAAUACAAUUGGCUGAAUCCCGUGAAAUCAUUUCAUAGAAGUUCAUUGAGAUCUUCUUUUUAUAAAGCAAAUCAACUUCGAUUCUUGAAUAAUCCACAUCACUUUUGCUUCUAUUGUAACAAAAGAUUCCCCUUUUAUGUGGAAAAGGCUUUUCCACAAAGUGGUGACGAAACGUAUAACUUGUACAAAUCUUUCCAUUUUCCAAGUCGAUCCAAUCCAUUCGUUCGUAGAGCUAUUUACUCGAUCGCAGAAAUUUCUGGAACACCUCUAACAGAGGGACAAAUAGUCAAUUUUGAAAGAACUUAUUGUCAACCUCUUUCAGAUAUGAAUCUAUCUGAUUCAGAAGGGAAGAACUUGUAUCAGUAUCUCAAUUUCAAUUCAAACAUGGGUUUGAUUCACACUCCAUGUUAUGAGAAAUAUUUACCAUCCGAAAAGAGGAAAAAACGGAGUCUUUGUCUAAUGAAAUGCGUUGAGAAAGGGCACAUGUAUAGAACUUUUCAACGAGAUAGUGCUUAUUCAACUCUCUCAAAAUGGAAUCUAUUCCAAACAUAUAUGCCAUGGUUCCUUACUUCGACAGGGUACAGAUAUCUAAAGUUUUUCUUUUUAGAUACUUUUUCAGACCUAUUGUCGAUACUAAGUAGCAGUCAAAAAUUUGUAUCCAUUUUUCAUGAUAUUAUGCAUGAAUCAAAUAUAUCAUGGCGAAUUCUUCAGAAAAAAUUCUGUCUUCCACAAAGGAAUCUGAUAAGUGAGAUUUCGAGUAAGUGUUUGCAUAAUCUUCUUCUGUCCGAAGAAAUGAUUCAUCGAAAUAAUGAGUCACCAUUGAUAUUGACACAUCUGAAAAAUGUUCGGGAGUUCCUCUAUGCAAUCCUUUUCCUUCUUCUUGUUGCUGCAUAUCUCGCUUGUACACAUCUUCUCUUUGUUUUCGAGGCCUCUAGUGAGUUACAGACAGAGUUCGAAAAGGUCAAAUCUUUGAUGAUUCCAUCAUCUAUGAUUGAGUUGCGAAAACUUCUGGAUAGGUAUCCUACAUCUGAACCGAAUUCUUUCUGGUUAAAGAAUCUCUUUCUAGUUGCUCUGAAACAAUUAGGAGAUUCUCUAGGUGGCAACAUGCUAUUGGGUGGUGGUCCCGCUUAUAGGGUCAAAUCAAUACGCUCUAAGAAGAAAUAUUUGAAUAUAAAUCUCAUCGAUAUCAUCGAUCUCAUAAGUAUCAUACCAAAUCCCAUCAAUCGAAUCACUUUUUCGAGAAAUACGAGACAUCUAAGUCAUACAAGUAAAGAGAUCUAUUCAUUAUUAAGAAAAAGAAAAAACGUGAACGGGGACUGGAUUGAUGUUAAAAUAGAAUCCUGGGUUGCAAACAGCGAUUCGAUUAAUGAUGAAAAAAUAGAAUUCUUGGUUCAGUUCUCCACCUUAACGACAAAAAAAAUGAUUGAUCAUGAAGGGUAA
Messenger RNA from Lactuca saligna, 2508 nucleotides. The record is from the annotation of a GenBank genome assembly. NCBI's taxonomy places the organism in Eukaryota, Viridiplantae, Streptophyta, Magnoliopsida, Asterales, Asteraceae.